Messenger RNA from Ornithorhynchus anatinus (platypus), 1659 nucleotides. It is a transcript of the gene CTSA, whose product is annotated as cathepsin A. The transcript has 15 exons. Gene Ontology annotation, biological process: proteolysis. NCBI's taxonomy places the organism in Eukaryota, Metazoa, Chordata, Mammalia, Monotremata, Ornithorhynchidae. The coding region runs from base 50 to 1486 and encodes 478 amino acids. Gene Ontology annotation, molecular function: serine-type carboxypeptidase activity. The record is from RefSeq and is a predicted model, not a curated record.
CCCUCCCCGCCGUCACGUGACCGCCAGUCCCGCUCUGCGCCCCGGAAAGAUGGGCCCCUCCCGCUGGUCGCCGCCGUCGCUGCUGCUGCUGUUCCUGUUCCUGAGCCGGACCCCCGGGACGGCGGCCGCGCCCGCGGAGGACGAGAUCCUGAGCCUGCCCGGCCUGGCCAAGCAGCCCUCCUUCCGCCAGUUCUCCGGCUACCUCCGCGCCACCGGGACCAAGCGCCUGCAUUACUGGUUCGUGGAGGCUCAGCGGGACCCCGAGAGCAGCCCCCUGGUGCUGUGGCUGAACGGCGGCCCCGGCUGCAGCUCCCUGGACGGCUUUCUGACGGAGCACGGGCCCUUCCUGAUCCAGCCCGACGGAAGCACCCUGGAAUACAACCCCUACUCCUGGAAUCUGGUGGCCAACAUGCUCUAUCUGGAGUCCCCCGCCGGCGUCGGCUUCUCCUACUCGGACGACAAGGCUUACGGGACCAACGACACGGAGGUGGCCGACGACAACUUCCUGGCCCUGAGAGAAUUCUUCCGCCUCUUCCCAGAAUUCAGCUCCAACGAGCUGUUCCUGACGGGCGAGAGCUACGCCGGCGUCUACGUCCCCACCCUGGCCACCAGGGUCAUGCGGGACCCCGCCAUGAACCUGCAGGGCCUGGCCGUGGGCAACGGCCUCUCGUGCUACGAGCAGAAUGACAACUCCCUGGUCUACUUCGCCUACUACCACGGGCUGUUGGGAAACAGGCUCUGGGAAGCCCUGCAGGCCUCCUGCUGCUCCCGGGGCCGCUGCAAUUUCUACGACAACACCGAUCUCAACUGCACCCUCAGGCUGCAGGAAGUGUCUCACAUAGUAGGAGAUUCUGGCCUCAACAUCUACAACCUGUAUGCCCCGUGUGCUGGGGGGGUUCCCGGGCAGAUCAGGUUCGAGAAGGACGUGAUGGUGACCCACGACCUGGGGAACGUCUUCACCCGCGUGCCCCUCAAGCGGGCGCUGCGGCAGGCUCUGCUCCUGCGGUCGGGCGAUUCGGUGCGGCUGGACCCCCCCUGCACCAACACCACCGCCCCCUUCACCUACCUGAACGACCCCUACGUGCGUAAGGCCUUACACGUCCCCGCCGAGGUCCCCCGCUGGGUCACGUGCAGCUUCGAGGUCAACAGGGACUACAAGCGCCUCUACAGCACCGUGAGGGACGAGUACCUCAAGCUGCUCGGCGCCCAGAGGUACCGGAUCCUCGUGUACAACGGGGAUGUGGACAUGGCCUGCAACUUCAUGGGGGACGAGUGGUUCGUGGAUUCGCUCGACCAGAAGGUGGAGGUGCUGCGUCGCCCGUGGCUGGUGGCCGACGGGACGGGGGAGCAGGUGGCCGGCUUCGUCAAGGAGUUCUCCAACAUCGCCUUCCUCACCAUCAAGGGAGCCGGCCACAUGGUCCCGACCGACAAGCCUCAGGCGGCCCUGGCCAUGUUCAGCCGCUUCCUGAACAGGGAGCCCUACUGAAGGGCGGCCGGGCCGCGCCGCCCCCGAGACCCGCGCGGGAACGCCGCCGGAAGCGCGCCCCGGCCUUCGCGCUUCGCGGUCGGGGCGGAGAGCGCGGGGCCGCCGCCGGGCGGCCGGGACGGGGGAAUAAAGGAGCCGCUGCCUGGGCCCCGACGCCCGGUCCCGUGGUGGAA